Saccoglossus kowalevskii is the source of this 435-nucleotide messenger RNA. Its product is annotated as sialidase-like. The record is from RefSeq and is a predicted model, not a curated record. Lineage: Eukaryota; Metazoa; Hemichordata; Enteropneusta; Harrimaniidae.
AUGGAUACAGCUUAUGGUAACCCAACAUAUACAGCCCAUGGUAGUCCAAUGGAUACAGCCUAUGGUAACCCAACAUAUACAGCCCAUAGUAACCCAAUAGAUACAGCCUAUGGUAACCCAACAUAUACAGCCUAUGGUAUCCCAAUAGAUACAGCCUAUGGUAACCCAACAUAUACAGCCUAUGGUAUCCCAAUAGAUACAGCCCAUGGUAACCCAACAUAUAUAGCCCAUGGUCGUCCAAUGGAUACAGCCCAUGGUGACCCAGUGAGUACAGCCCAUGGUGACCCAGUGGAUACAGACCAUGGUGACCCAGUGGAUACAGCCCAUGGUGACCCAGUGGAUACAGCCCAUGGUGACCCAGUGGAUACAGCCCAUGGUGACCCAGUGGAUAUUUCCCAUGGUAAUUCAACACAAACUAUUGCGAAGAGAUCUUGA